AUGGUUUACAAGCUUUCAGCCGUCCUACAGGGACACAGUUCAGAUGUUCGCGCCUUGGCGACCCCGACUAACGAUCUGAUUCUGUCCGCCUCUCGUGACACAACCGCAAUCGCAUGGAAUCGCACAUCGCCUGGAGCGAAGGAGUUCACAAAUGAAACCGUGCUGCGUGCUGGGAGUCGCUAUAUCAACGCCGUGGCCUUCAUCCCACCAACUCCCGACGCACCAAAAGGCUUCGCUGUGACUGCGGGCCAGGAGACAGUCAUCAACCUCUUCGAUCUAUCCAAACCUAGAGACGAUCCCGACUACACUCUCGUUGGACAUACUGAGAAUGUCUGUACCCUAGACGUCAGCCCAGCAGGAACGAUCAUAUCAGGUAGCUGGGAUAAAACAGCAAAGGUCUGGAAGAACUUCUCGCUGGUCUACGAUUUGAAAGGACAUCAGCAAUCGGUGUGGGCUGUUUUGGCUGUUGACGAGGAUUCUUACUUGACCGCUUCUGCUGAUAAAACCAUACGUCGCUGGCACCAGCAUAAAACCGUUCAUACUUUUACCGGUCAUCAAGACGCUGUUCGCGGGCUGGCUUUGGUCCCUGAUAUUGGUUUCGCUUCCUGCUCAAAUGAUAGUGAAGUUCGAGUUUGGACAUUUGGUGGCGACCUCAUAUACUCGCUCUCUGGUCACACUUCCUUCGUCUAUAGUCUCUCCAUCCUUCCGGACGGCAAUGUAGUAUCGUCUGGAGAAGACAGGACGGUUCGCAUUUGGAAAGACGGCGAAUGCGCACAGACUAUCGUUCACCCGGCUAUCUCAGUGUGGGCGGUAUCCACUCUUCCGAACGGCGACAUUGUCAGCGGUGCAAGUGAUGGCGUUGUUCGAGUAUUCAGCUCGGUGGAGGAGCGAUGGGCGUCUGCUGACGAGUUGAAAGCAUAUGAGGAUCAAGUAGCAAGCCAAGCCCUACCGUCUCAGCAGGUUGGCGAUGUGAAGAAGAGCGACCUUCCGGGUCCCGAAGCACUCCUGGCUCCAGGGAAGAAGCCCGGUGAAGUCAAGAUGAUCAAAAACGCCAAAGACGUCGUUGAGGCACAUCAGUGGGACAGUGCUUCCAAUUCAUGGCAAAAAAUUGGCGAUGUCGUAGACGCCGUCGGUCAAGGCCGAAAACAACUCUAUCAGGGCAAAGAGUAUGACUAUGUAUUUGAUGUGGACAUUCAAGACGGAGUGCCCCCACUGAAACUGCCUUACAACGUCACUGAGAACCCAUACAGUGCAGCGCAACGAUUCCUUGAAGCAAACGAACUAUCUCUCAACUACAUUGAUGAGGUUGUCAAAUUCAUCGAAAAGAACACAGCCGGCGUGAAUAUUGGUACAGGCAACGAAGAAUAUGUCGACCCUUACACUGGUGCUUCAAGAUAUCGGUCCAAUGCGGGGACCGCUGCGACAGGCCCUGCGGAAUAUAUGGACCCAUUCACAGGCGCUUCGCGAUACAGGGCUCAACCACAGGCACCUGCCCCCUCCGUUCCUUCGGCGAACUUGGUGGAUCCAUUCACCGGCGCCUCGAGAUACUCUGGUCAGCCAACCGCCUCCCACCCAACAACCAAGAUCCUUCCUGUGUCCAAGUUUGUCAACUUCAAGCAGGCAAACGUCACAGCUAUGCAAGGCAAGAUCCUUCAGUUCAACGAUGUUUUGCAACAAGAGAUUUCCACGUCUUCACUAGCCAUGUACCCCGAUGACCACGACGCUUUAAACGAGAUCUUUGCCAAACUAUCAAAGCUGACCGCGACACCCCCCUCGCCUACGACGCCACUUUCUCCCUCCCAUGUCGAACACAUCGUCCACAUUCUCGAACGGUGGCCUCCUUCGCAACGGUUCCCCAUUAUUGACCUUAGUAGACUGCUGAUAGGCUAUUGCCCUGAAGCAUUUGCUUCUCCGGGCGAGAAAGAGAAGUUCAUUGAGGCCCUCUUCCAAAGUGCGGAAUGGAACGCGCCCUGGACUUCCCCACUCCCAAAGCAUCGUGAAACCAAUAUUCUUCUAUUGCUGCGAAGUUUGGCCAACGCCUUCCAGGAGGGAACUGAGAUCAAUGGUGAAUGGCUGAUGAAACUCUUGCAAGCCUUGGGUGAGGCGCCGUUCACUAUCUUCGGGAAGAAUCAGAGGGUCGCUUUGGCGACAGUGCUAUUCAACAUUUCUUGCGUCUCUCUCACCACUCCUUUGUCGCCCGAGACUCGAAAUCAGUACAUCACUGCUUUGCUUUCGAUCCUCAACACCGAGAAGACGGAAUCCGAAGCAGCCUACCGGACCCUGGUCGCUCUCGGCAAUAUUGUCUACACAAGCAAGCAAGGCUCUCGUCUUGACGAGGCCCAGAUCGCUCAAAUCAGACACUUGUUGGGCUCUCUCCAUGCCACUUUCCCCGAGGACCGCGUUAAAUCCAUCUCCCAGGAGAUAUCUUCAUUGCUCUGA
This is a messenger RNA of Coprinopsis cinerea okayama7#130, 2439 nucleotides long. RefSeq names its product phospholipase A-2-activating protein. Lineage: Eukaryota; Fungi; Basidiomycota; Agaricomycetes; Agaricales; Psathyrellaceae. Gene Ontology annotation, cellular component: nucleus; cytoplasm. Gene Ontology annotation, molecular function: ubiquitin binding. The record is from RefSeq and is a predicted model, not a curated record. Gene Ontology annotation, biological process: proteasome-mediated ubiquitin-dependent protein catabolic process; ubiquitin recycling. The transcript is spliced from 16 exons. The coding region runs from base 1 to 2439 and encodes 812 amino acids.